AUGUCGGAGUUCGCGUCUGUACCUCCCGUUAAAGAGCUUCAUGCGGAACAAACUGUGAACGAGACGCACAUCAAAGAGGAGCCGACAGGAGACACUGCAUGGCAACAGGAUGGACAAGAGAACGUGCUAUGCCAGGAAACGUACAGUGAGGACCAGGAAACCUACAAAUACCACAAUGAAAGCAAACAAACUGGGUAUCCUUGGAGCAAGACUUACAACAGUUGGGAGCAGACAACAGACACGGGACGACAGCAGGACGAGAAAAGGGACGCUCCAAACGACGAAACGAGCGGUGUUAAAGCGGAAAUUGAAGAGUCCAGCUGUGGCUUUGUUAGUAUUGGAGAACACCCUGGGAAGGAGAGAGACCGUCCUGGGAAGGAGAUGGACUGUACAGAACACCCUGGGAAGGAGAUAGACAGCAGGGAGACCCAGACAACAGACAUGGGCCUGCAGCAGGAAACGUGUGAUGUGAACUUUCCCCAACCUAGCAACACAUCAACCUCACAGGUACAGGAGAGCAGAGGUGAUUUCGGAAGGCAUGUGGUUAAACGCACUGGUGAGAAAGCCUACAUGUGUGGGGAGUGUGGGUACAGGACAGGUAACAAGUCUCAUCUAGCCGAACAUUUGAGAAUUCAUACAGGAGAGAAACCCUACAAGUGUGGGGAGUGUGAGUACAGAACAACAGCAAAGUCUAGCUUAUCUAAACAUAUGAGAACUCAUACAGGAGAGAAACCAUACAAGUGUGACCAGUGUGACUAUUCGGCUGCAGUGAAAUCUCAUUUGAAUCAACACCAAGUAACACACACUGGUCAACAACCCUACAUGUGCGAGAAGUGUGGUUACAGGGUGGCUCAAAAGUGUGACUUAUCCAGACAUAUGAGAACCCACACAGGAGAGAAACCUUACAAGUGUGACCAGUGUGACUAUGCUGCUGCAAACAAAUUCGAUUUGGACAAGCACGUAAGAAAACACACCGGUGAGAAACCCUACAUGUGUGGGGAGUGUGGUUACAGGGCGGCUCAAAGGUCUUCCUUAUCCCGCCACAUGAGAACCCAUACAGGGCAAAAACCCUACAAGUGUGACCAGUGUGACUAUGGCUUUGCAAACAAAUUCGAUUUGGACAAGCACGUAAGAAAACACACCGGUGAGAAACCCUACAUGUGUGGGGAGUGUGGCUACAGGGCAGCCCAAAGAUCUACCUUAUCCCGACACAUGAAAACACAUACAGGAGAAAACCCCUACAGGUGACUAUAUUCUGUUGUAAGAAAGCACACCAGUAAAAUGACCCAAACGUGCAAAGUGUGCUGGAACAGGACAACUCAAAUGUCUAAAAGGCCAAGUAUAUAAGAACCCACAGAGGAGAGAAACCAUAUAGGUGUUAUCAGUGUAACUACUUUACAGCAAGGAAAUCUCACCGUUAUCUACUUUUCAUGUAUACGGAAGACAUACGGAACAAACAAUCUACAAGUGUGACGAAUGUACAGUAAACAGAUGUACCCACUUACAUAGUCCCUUGACAUCUAGGUCAUGGGGCAAGGUAGCCAGCCUGAUCCAUACUCAUACAGGCGACAGAUAUAGAGGUUCACUUUGAACUGCAGCUAGGUGUCGCUGCUAACAAUGCAGUCCCAAACGUAAAGUACUGCCACAUACAUAGAUAUAGUUACACCUAAAACUCUAUAGAUGUAGGUACAACAGAUAUAGUUACACCUAAAACUCUAUAGAUGUAGGUUUUGUACAUAAGAUAGUAGCCAUGAUAACUGUGCUCCUUUCUUUUGUGUUGACCGCUUAUUUGUUAGUAACAUUUAUGUAAGAAAGCCUUUUUUAAAUCGGACUGUAAAGAUGAUAUAGACUUGAAGUAGUUUCGGUAUGAUAUUUGUUUGUUUUUUUCAUUCAAUGUACACAUGUCGGUAUCGAUUUGAAUACUGGAAUAUUUUUGUAUGUUCGCAUGCUUUAGUCUACUUUAUUUGAUAGAAGGAUGUAACAUUCCCAAUUAUAUACUUAAUAUGCACCUAUGUGUACAGUUUGCUAUACAUGUUUUGUAUUCGUAGC
This is a messenger RNA of Branchiostoma floridae (Florida lancelet), 2049 nucleotides long. Its product is annotated as zinc finger protein 771-like. Gene Ontology annotation, cellular component: nucleus. Gene Ontology annotation, molecular function: RNA polymerase II transcription regulatory region sequence-specific DNA binding; DNA-binding transcription factor activity, RNA polymerase II-specific. The record is from RefSeq and is a predicted model, not a curated record. Gene Ontology annotation, biological process: regulation of transcription by RNA polymerase II. NCBI's taxonomy places the organism in Eukaryota, Metazoa, Chordata, Leptocardii, Amphioxiformes, Branchiostomatidae. The transcript has a single exon. Bases 1 to 1248 code for a protein of 415 amino acids.